Molecule: messenger RNA, 8680 nt
Organism: Oncorhynchus gorbuscha (pink salmon)
Lineage: Eukaryota; Metazoa; Chordata; Actinopteri; Salmoniformes; Salmonidae
Product: disco-interacting protein 2 homolog B-A-like
Exons: 38
Coding region: 180-4943 (1587 amino acids)
Source: RefSeq, a predicted model, not a curated record
UCGCGUGACCGUUAAUAUUUGCCUUUGGUGAAUUCUCCCUCUUAUGGCGGAGGGAGCAGUCGGCGCAAUGGAUUGUCACUUCAAUUCAAAUGCACAUUUCGUGUUUUGAAGGCAGUAUUUUGAAAUAGAAGAGAUUUCGUUUUUACUUAAAGCACACUUUGUUGUAUUCUUUUUACGUCAUGGCGGACCGUGGCGUGGAUUUUUCCGGUAUACCGAAAGAGGUUCGAGACCAUUUGGCGGAGUUGGAAUUGGAGCUAUCGGAAGGUGACAUCACACAGAAGGGCUAUGAGAAGAAACGAGCCAAGCUGCUGGGCCCCUUCCUCCCUCAGAUCACCAGUGUGGUACUGGCUCUCCCAGACAUCCAGCAGCAGGCGUCCUCUGGCCCAUCCAGUGGUGAACCCAGCCGUGACUGUAGCCCUGCCAGUCCUGAGGCCCCUGGCCCCUCGUCUUCCUCUGGGGGGCGCAGGAACCGCAGCGGUGGUACCAGGGACGACCGUUACAGAUCAGAUAUCCACACGGAGGCGGUACAGGCAGCGUUGGCCAAACACAAGGAGGAGAAGAUGGCACUGCCCAUGCCCACCAAGCGCCGCUCAGCCUUCGUCCAGUCACCCGCAGAAGACUGCACCCCUCCAGACACAUCGUCAGCGUCUGAGGAUGAGGGUUCCCUGCGUCGCCAGGCAGCUCUGAGUGCAGUGCUGGCCCAGAGCCUUCAGAGCCCAGACUACUGGAUCAACCGUUCAGUGCAGAGUUCCUCCUCCACCUCCUCCUCCACCUCCUCCACCCUGUCCCACGGAGAGAAUAAGACCCCCACUUCCGCGCUGGCUGACAUACUGGCGAGCACACGCAUAGAGAACAGUGUCCCCCCAGACGUGACAUCCUCAACCCCUGAGAGGCGUUUAAGGGUGGACCUGCCCCCCAAUGCUAUGCCCAGGGGAAUGCCCCGAGGACAGAGCCGCACCAGCAUGCUGGAUACCACCGCUGACGGUGUACCAGUAAACAGCCGUGUUUCCACUAAGAUCCAGCAGCUACUCAACACUCUGAAACGGCCCAAGAGACCUCCGCUCAGUGACUUCUUCCUGGACGACUCAGAGGAGAUUGUAGAGGUGCCCCAGCCGGACCCCAACACCCCCAGGCCAGAGGGCCGUCAGAUCAUCCCAGUGAAGGGGGAGCCCCUGGGGGUGGUCAGUAACUGGCCCCCGGCCCUGCAGGCUGCCCUGGCACGUUGGGGGGCUUCACAGGCUAAGAGCCCCGCUCUCACCACCCUGGACGUUACCGGAAAACCCCUCUACACACUGACGUACGGUAAACUGUGGAGCCGCAGUCUGAAGCUGGCCUACACUCUGUUAAACAAACUGGGCACGAAGAACGAACCUGUCCUGAGAGCUGGAGAUAGGGUGGCAUUGGUGUACCCUAACACUGACCCUGCAAUGUUCUGGGUGGCCUUCUAUGGCUGUCUCCUAGCAGAGGUCAUCCCUGUACCCAUAGAGGUGCCACUGUCUCGACAGGACGCAGGCAGUCUGCAGAUUGGCUUCCUAUUGGGCAGCUGUGGGGUGGGCCUCGCCCUGACCAGUGAGAUCUGUCUUAAAGGACUACCCAAGACUUCCCAGGGAGAGAUCAUGCAGUUCAAAGGUUGGCCCCGUAUGAAGUGGGUUGUGACAGACACCAAGUACCUGACCAAGCCAUCUAAAGACUGGCAGCCCCACAUCCCCACCGCCAACACAGACACCGCUUAUAUCGAGUACAAGGCCAGUAAAGAGGGGACGGUGAUGGGAGUAGCCGUGUCUAAGAUAGCCUUGUUGACACACUGUCAAGCCCUGACACAGGCCUGCAACUACUGUGAAGGAGAAACGUUGGUCAAUGUCCUUGACUGUAAGAAGGACAUGGGCUUGUGGCACGGAGUGCUAACCAGUGUGAUGAACAGGAUCCACACCAUCACUGUACCCUACGCUGUCAUGAAGGCCUGUCCCAUGUCCUGGGUGCAAAGAGUCCACAUACACAAAGCACGUGUAGCUGUGGUGAAGUGUCGUGACCUCCACUGGGCUAUGAUGGCUCACAGGGACCAGAGAGACACCAACCUGUCCUCCAUACGCAUGCUCAUAGUAGCUGAUGGAGCCAACCCCUGGUCUGUGUCGUCGUGCGACGCCUUCCUCAACGUGUUCCAGUCUCACGGGUUAAAGCCGGAGGUCAUCUGCCCCUGUGCCUCCUCUCCUGAAGCUCUCACUGUGGCUAUACGCAGGCCUGGUGCUCGUGGUACAGCCCUCCCUGCCAGGGCCAUUCUCUCCAUGGGCGGGCUGAGUCAUGGGGUCAUCAGGGUCAACACAGAGGACAAGAACUCUGCCCUCACUGUACAGGACGUAGGCCAUGUGAUGCCUGGAGCUCUGAUGUGUAUUGUGAAGCCAGACGGGCCUCCACAGCUCUGUAAGACCGAUGAGAUCGGAGAGAUAGUGCUGAACUCCAGGGCUGGAGGAACCUUGUACUACGGUCUACCUGGAGUCACCAAGAACACCUUCGAGGUGAUUCCUGUGAACCAGGCCGGAGCUCCAAUAGGAGACAUCCCCUUCACUAGGACUGGCCUGCUGGGCUUCGUAGGGCCGGGAAGUCUGGUGUUUGUAGUGGGGAAGAAUGAGGGGCUCCUGAUGGUCAGUGGUAGACGACACAAUGCUGAUGACUUGGUGGCCACAGCCCUGGCUGUGGAGCCUGUCAAAACUGUCUACAGGGGCAGGAUCGCCGUGUUCUCAGUGACCGUGUUCUAUGAUGAGAGGAUAGUGAUCGUAGCGGAACAAAGACCAGAUGCCAGUGAAGAGGACAGCUUCCAGUGGAUGAGCAGAGUACUACAGGCUAUAGACAGUAUCCACCAGGUGGGUCUGUACUGCCUAGCACUGGUCCCAGCCAACACAUUACCCAAGACACCACUGGGAGGGAUCCACAUCUCUGAGACCAAACAGAACUUCCUAGAGGGGAACCUGCACCCCUGUAACAUCCUCCUCUGUCCACACACCUGUGUUACCAACCUGCCCAAACCACGGCAGAAACAACCAGUUGGAGUGGGCCCGGCCUCUAUCAUGGUUGGCAACCUGGUAGCAGGAAACAGGAUGUCCCAGGCUGCAGGCAGAGAGCUGGGCGUGGUGGAGGAAGAGGGUCUGGUCAGGAAGCUCUGUAUGUGGCCCACCGUGAUGCACCAGUUCCUGUCUGAAGCGCUACAGUGGAGAGCCCAGAGUGACCCUGACCACGUCCUGUAUGUGCUGCUCAACGCUAAGGGGGCAGCAGUGUGCACAGCCACGUGUGUUCAGCUGCACAAGAGAGCAGAGAAGAUAACCUCAGCCCUGAUGGAGAGAGGAGGCCUCAACACUGGGGACAACGUAGUGCUGCUAUACCCCCCUGGCAUUGAUCUGAUAGCUGCCUUCUAUGGCUGUCUGUAUGCUGGGUUGAUCCCUGUAACAGUGCGGCCCCCUCACCCCCAGAACCUGUCUGCUACCCUGCCCACUGUCCGCAUGAUCAUCGACGUGAGUAAAGCUGCCUGUAUCCUAACCACCCAGCCCCUUAUGAGGAUCCUCCGGUCCAGAGAGGCUGCUGCCAGCGUCAACGUCAAGACCUGGCCCACUAUCAUAGACACAGAUGACCUCCCCAGGAGGCGGCCCCCCCAGCUCUACAAGCCCCCCACAGCAGAGAUGCUGGCCUACCUGGACUUCAGUGUGUCCACCACAGGAAUGCUGACCGGGGUCAAGAUGUCCCACUCGGCGGUCAGUACUCUGUGUCGCUCCAUCAAGCUACAGUGUGAGCUCUACUCCUCACGCCAAAUAGCCAUCUGUCUGGACCCCUACUGUGGCCUGGGCUUCGUACAGUGGUGCCUCUCCAGUGUGUACUCGGGUCACCAGUCCAUCCUGAUCCCUCCUAUGGAGUUGGAGCUGUCCUUACCACUGUGGCUGAGCACCCUGAGCCAGUACAAGAUCAGAGACACCUUCUGUUCCUACUCUGUCAUGGAGCUCUGCACCAAGGGCCUGGGCACACAGACUGACUCUCUCAAGGCGCGGGGUGUGAACCUGUCGUGUGUGAGGAGCUGUGUGGUGAUAGCAGAGGAGCGUCCCCGGCUGGCACUGACCCAGUCCUUCUCCAAGCUGUUUAAAGACCUGGGCCUCUCCCCCCGUGCUGUCAGCACAGCGUUUGGAUCCAGGGUCAACCUAGCCAUCUGCUUGCAGGGUACAGCUGGACCCGAUCCCUCCACCGUCUAUGUAGACAUGAAGUCCCUCCGCCAUGACAGGGUGAGGUUGGUGGAGCGAGGAGCCCCACAGAGUCUUCCCCUCAUGGAGUCAGGCACUAUUCUUCCAGGGGUGAAGGUGAUCAUCGUGAACCCAGAGACCAGGGGUCCGUUGGGGGACUCGCAUCUAGGAGAGAUCUGGGUUCAGAGUCCCCACAGUUCCAGUGGCUACUACACCAUCUAUGGAGAGGAGAGCUUGCAGGCGGACCACUUCAACACGAGGCUGAGCUUCGGGGAGCCCCACACCCUGUGGGCCAGGACGGGAUACCUGGGCUUUGUCAAGAGGACAGAGCUACUGGGGUCCACCGGAGAUCGUCAUGACGCUCUGUUUGUGGUGGGCCAGCUGGAUGAGACGUUGGAGCUCAGGGGGCUUCGCUACCACCCCAUCGACAUCGAGACCUCUGUGUCCCGGGCACACCGCAGCAUCGCUGAGAGUGCUGUGUUCACGUGGACCAACCUCCUGGUAGUAGUGGCAGAGCUGGCCGGGUCAGAGCAGGAGGCCCUGGACUUGGUGCCUCUGGUGACCAACGUGGUUCUGGAGGAGCACCACCUGAUUGUGGGUGUGGUGGUUGUUGUUGACCCGGGGGUCAUCCCCAUCAACUCACGGGGAGAGAAGCAGAGGAUGCACCUCCGGGACUCAUUCCUGGCCGACCAGCUGGACCCCAUCUACGUGGCCUAUAACAUGUGAGGAGGGCCCAGGCCCCAUUCACACUGGGGUGAAGGCUGGCUAUGGGGGUCCACUGGAGUGGAGGCUGGCUAUGGGGGUCCACUGGAGUGGAGGCUGGCUAUGGGGGUCCACUAGGGUAGAGGCUAAAGUAUAGAGGCUCUGAGAGGGAGGCGCUAGACACAGAGAGGGGGCUGGGGGGUGGACUGCUUCUCCCAAGAAUGGACCUCACACACUCACUCAUCUGGCAGUGGGACAGAUUGGCAGGACAGGGCAGGAGUAGCAUUGGUGGAUGGGCUUGGACUUGGUUUAGCCAUCAUGUUACAGUAAUUCCUGCCCCAGCGUUCUUUUUCUCUCGGCCAGAGUCUCCUCUCUAUGAAACAGAGACUGUUUAUUAAGGCUGUGGGUGGGAGUGAAGUUAGAGCAUGUCUGUCUGCAUGGGGUUUUGCUGCUUCUUACUGGUGCUUUUCCAACCACUCCCUGCCUCCCACUGACAGAGUAGGAAGAUGAUUGGUUUCUCCUUUUUGAUUGAGACUUGGGUCCACCUAUCAAGUAGAUGUUUGCCAAUACCCUCAUCCACUGUCUCUCCCCGACUGCUCCUAACCAUGAUUUUAUCCCCAGACAGUAUUAUUGUGAAUCUUGUUUUCUAGAAGAAAAUACAGAGGUGUGUUUCUCAUCUCGAUCCAUUCCCUGGUUCAGCCUGUACCCUGCUCUCUCCUGAGUGGUCCACAGUCCGUCAUGUUGGUCAGGAUAGGACUGUGGAGUCAACAUGACGAGCUGGAAACUUCCCCCAUGCACUUUAACCUUUCCUUGUCCUUCCAUAAUCUCUCCUAGCCUAGUCCCAGAUCUCUUUAUGCAGAUCAACUCCUCAUCAGACAAUGACCAAAGGAGUUGGAAAGACCUGGGACCAUGCAUAUUGUACAUCUCAAAUGGCAACCUAUUCCCUAUAUAGUGUACUACCCUAUGGGCCUUGGUCAAAAGUAGUUCACUAAAUAGGGAAUAGGGUGCUAUUUGAGACGCAGUCUAUAUGUCCCUUGGAUUGUCGUUGGGAGACUCUGACCUCUACCCACUUCCAUUUUUCAUCAAGAAAUGCAGAAGAACUAAACAAUAUCACAAACAAUACAAUAGCAGCAGUAAGUACAGCCCACUGACUCAAACGCCUGCACCUCAUUAGCUGUACUUACUGCAGAGCUGGAAUUGACCAGUCAUCUUACGUGUCUGUCCCAUAGACCUCGUUUUCUUUUUUUACACUUUACUGCUAUGUUAAACGCUUUUAGACAUCCUAGAAGAAUCCACUUUUAAAACACACUUGUCAUUGGUAUGGAAUGAAACAGAUGUGCAACAUAAACAUACCAGCAGCAGACUCGCACAACAAAACAGACCGUGUUUAUUUUUGGGGGACAAUAUUUUAAGGUCUUGAUGUAUGAGCAGGAAUCGUUCCAUGAGAGUUCUCUCAUCGAUCAUGUAAAUAAAAUGGACUUCUGUUUUAACUGCUGUUUUAUGGGGUCAGGGUUAUAUGUAUGUCUGUACAUACGACUAAACUGCUGUACAUAUUUAUCGUCAUUAUUUAAAUAUCUAGCAAGCACAAAAUACUGGUAAUAUGGAACAAUAAACUUCUGAUUAACUUUCUGGCUGACCUGAUAUCAUGGAGGCUCCUCUGCUGAAUCACUAUCUUAGCUUGAAUAAGUAUCAGUCAGUCAGCUGCUGGCCUCUGUCACAGGCUUUCAGAUGGCAAAGCCUUGGGGUCCGUGGCUUGUCAAUUGCUAGGCUUGUUUGUUGAUUCUGGAGCAUCUAUAUCUCUGACUAACUUCACAUGAGGCUACAUCUGGGAUGUCGGAAGACUGCUGUGCCUUUAAAUGUGGAAGACACAUUUCAGUUGUACAACUGACUCGGUAUCCCCUUUCCCUUUGUUUUGUGCCAUCAUGAAACGUGACAUCUUCAUAAAUCAAGGACGUGAAUUACCAAACUCAGUUGGCAGUGGGUAUAAGAUGAGGACAAAUUCUUGCCUUAUAAAACCCGUGUAACUUGUAAUACUUUUACUGUUAUUAUUUGUCAAAGGUUUUAAUUUCAUUCUUCUGAUUGUAUUAUGACUAGAAAAGGGAUUGUGAAGGGUAAGAUGUUGACCGCAUAGGGUAUAUUUUAGAGGUCAAAAACUGUAUAACUGUACAUUGAAAUUAUGAACUUAUUCUUUGUUCAUAAAACUUGACUGAUCUUUCAUACUUGACAGCAAAUGUCUGCAUCACAGACUUAAACGUAGGCUAACACAUUUCAAAAUUAAAGGAAGCACAUCAUAUGAUUUGGCAGGUGGUAACAAUUUGCACUUUUCCAUAUCAUUAUUACUGGUGUGUGUGAUCGUAUGGUUUAAAUGGUGACAUCGUUUGCCUUUCCUUGUGGACAUUUUUUAAAAUUUCCCUUUUUAAUUAAAUGAACAUCAAAAUAUUGAACAAUAUUUUUGUUCCAAAAUGCCAGUUUCUUUUUUGUUGAUUGGCUUAUUUUAUGUCAUUCACUGUAAUGUCAUUUUUAGGGGUUGACUCUAGCAGGACAUCCCAAGGAUCCAUCCUAGCAUCAAACUUUCAAAUUUUAUUCCAUCCAUCCAAAUGAGAAAUUCAUUAUUUAAAUGAUUGUAAUGUUUUUCAUGCAAGAUUUCAACUACCCUACACAACACUGUGGCAAAACAAAAACCUGUUUGAUUUAGGAAGUUGUUAAAACUACUUGAAUGACAAACAUUGUAACUUAAGUCCAUCCUUAGAGUAAAGUUACAUUUAAUGAUUCAUAAAAAAUGUUUUUGGGACUAUUCUGUGGUAUUUGGCUUUCUUGCCAAGCUGCUACUGUAUCAUUCCACCUUUGCAUGUUUAAAUCAUCAUCUUAUCUUAUAGUGGUGUGACCAUAGAACUAGAAGGAAUUUACCACUCAAUCUUCAUGGUGUGAGCGGUUCCAAGCCCGUUCCACUCAUCUUCAUGGUGUGAGCGGUUCCAAGCCCGUUCCACUCAUCUUCAUGGUGUGAGCGGUUCCAAGCCCGUUCCACUCAUCUUCAUGGUGUGAGCGGUUCCAAGCCCGUUCUACUCAUCUUCAUGGUGUGAGCGGUUCCAAGCCCGUUCUACUCAUCUUCAUGGUGUGAGCGGUUCCAAGCCCGUUCCACUCAUCUUCAUGGUGUGAGCGGUUCCAAGCCCGUUCUACUCAAUCUAAUUCUAUGGGUGUGACAACAUGUUGUCCUGCCAUACAUUCAUUAGACACAUUGGUGCUAUCCAAAACUGGAAAUAAGGGGAAAGUUUUUCAAGAUUCUAUCCAUGGAAAAACCUAGCUUGAGUUCCAGCCUGUUUGUACGAAUGUGCCAGCUCCAAUUGGCAAAAGCACAAACCGGUAUAGGACCAGGCUAGGAGAAAUGAUCAGGAUUGCCAAUAUUUCCAUGUAUUUUGUAAUAAACACUGUGCCAAUUGCGGUAAACCUGAAAACAAUAAAGGAUGUUAAGCUUUUAGUCUAUUGUAAGCACAAUGUACUGUACUUGUGUAGUGAUAAAACAAUAUAUUUCGGAUGAUUAAUGUUAUUUGUAAACAUCAAGGGCCCAAAAUAUAUAUACCUCAAGGCUGCUCACUAUGCAUAAAUGCUGUACAAGAUCUUCUCAAUAUUGUCAGUGAUGCAAUGAGUUCCAACUCAGAGGCAAACGUGUCCUAUUUGACCAACGUUCUGUCAUGUUGUCAAUGGGAAUCAUUUGUUUUCUAUUUGGUUUAGCAAAAUGAAACAAUAAAAAUCUGCUUUUGUCA